GGUAUUUGGUGGAAGGACUCUGCUAACGUCAAGCAGAGCAGAACAUUACUCACAAUACAGCAACCUGCCCCCUAUGGAUCUCGAGGGCAUACAGAACUGUGUCAAAGGAGGCGGCCAUGGUCUUGGCCUGGCUGCUCCCAUUGCCUCUGGUAGUCAGCCAAGAGGCAGCCUUCUACCAGACAACAGUAGAGGGCAGAGAGGCUAAGCAUUGCAAUCAGAUGUACCCGGUCAGACUCAGACAUCAGACAGAUGUAUUGAGGGUCCACCCUGCCUAUAGGAUUAGACUAGAUUGGGAUGUCGGUGAACUGGCAAAUAUAGGUGUUGAAAUAUACACCAAUGGCUCAAAAGACGAUAGCUCAGUAGGUACUGCGUUCUGCAUCUACUGCAACGGAGUUCACAUGUACAGUCAGUCAGACAGACUGAAUGAGGAGGUGUCUGUGUUUCAGGCAGAACUGGUGGCCCUGGCGGGGGCAUCCCAGCAGAUCCUAUUACACCUGGGUUCUGAGCCAGUCACAGUCUACUCUGAUAGCCAGUCAUCACUUCAGGCCUUGAGCGACGAAUACCAUCACGAUCCACUGGUACACGAGUUCAGACGUAGGGUACUGAGGGCAAGGCAUGAGCGACACGUCCUGCGGUGGGUCCGAAGCCACAUCAGGAUCCCGGGCAACGAACGUGCCGAUCAGCUGGCAAAGGUGGGAGCCAGCGGCCCAUUUGUAACAAGGAUGGUAGAACCCUCGACCACAUACAUAAAAGGUACCCUGUUACGGCGAUCAAUGACACACGGAUAAGAGUGCUGGAAUCAAUGUAUGGUAGGUAGGUCAACCUAUGCCUUCGUGCCUGAAGUUCGCCGAACUCCAGUUAGUUGUGACUUCAGACUGACAUAAAUAUUGACAAGUCACGGGAGGUUUCCCUACUUCAAGUCCAAGUUUGGACAAGGAGAUGGUAGCAGCCCCUGUGGGUGUCCUCGCAGCGACGCGAGACACCAUGUACUUGACUGUCCUCUGACAAAGGACUUUGCCUAGGGGCCGACCAAGUUGAUUGGAGCAAGCCCCCGGACAAGUACUUCAAACGCUAGCAGCUAGUAAAGAAAACUUAAAGAAACUAAAGGAUUUGAUGGGUAAAGUUAUAGAUCUAUUAGACCAAUAGGGCCCCUCAUUAGGGAGAGGACCCCACUGUCCGUUAUUUUUAAAAAGUUAUUACUAUGAGCCAAGUUUUGUGGAUUUAGUGCAGUACAGGCUGCACACUAUAAAAGUUAUGCCAGGUUAGAGAGCUGGGCCGUGGUGUGGAUGGGAGCCCAAAAGAUGUACCUUGUGGCCCAGCUAUGUUGUCCCUGUCUACUGUGUUAGGUAUCUGACCAGCCGAUGAACAAGACAUAGCCUCUUUAACCCU
Molecule: messenger RNA, 1389 nt
Organism: Centruroides sculpturatus (bark scorpion)
Lineage: Eukaryota; Metazoa; Arthropoda; Arachnida; Scorpiones; Buthidae
Exons: 1
Coding region: 117-788 (223 amino acids)
Molecular function (GO): nucleic acid binding; RNA-DNA hybrid ribonuclease activity
Source: RefSeq, a predicted model, not a curated record